This is a messenger RNA of Aspergillus puulaauensis, 252 nucleotides long. RefSeq lists its product as uncharacterized. NCBI's taxonomy places the organism in Eukaryota, Fungi, Ascomycota, Eurotiomycetes, Eurotiales, Aspergillaceae. Bases 1 to 252 code for a protein of 83 amino acids. The record is from RefSeq and is a predicted model, not a curated record. The transcript has 2 exons.
AUGCCCAAACCCUCCUGGCGUCGACGAUCCAAUUUGAUGAUGCUGUUGCAAUCGCCACAGACGCUAUCCUGGCCAGCUGAGCAAGCUUGUCGCCACACCGGUUGGGAUGCUAUUCUGGCGCAGCUGAGCAGCUACGGUGCUGGCUCGCUUGUUGCUGUCGAGCUCCGCAACUGGAUUGGGGCUUACCGGCAGGCGAAUGUUCAGCUUGUGAUGCUGCGGGGAUCGGGAAGUAUUUAUGUGCAAGUGGUUUGA